Molecule: messenger RNA, 942 nt
Organism: Rosa rugosa (rugosa rose)
Lineage: Eukaryota; Viridiplantae; Streptophyta; Magnoliopsida; Rosales; Rosaceae
Exons: 1
Coding region: 1-942 (313 amino acids)
Biological process (GO): DNA integration
Molecular function (GO): nucleic acid binding
Source: RefSeq, a predicted model, not a curated record
AUGCCUCAAACUCCAAUUAUAAGUGUUGAAAUAUUCGAUAUUUGGGGCAUUGAUUUCAUGGGUCCAUUCCCUUCUUCAUAUGGUUUUCUUUACAUUCUACUUGCAGUUGAUUAUGUGUCUAAAUGGGUGGAGGCAAAAGCCACCCGGACUAACGAUGCUAAAGUGGUUUCAGAUUUCCUUAAAGCUAACAUCUUUUCUAGGUUUGGGACCCCACGAGCCAUAAUCAGCGAUGGAGGAUCGCAUUUUUGCAACAGGACCUUUGAAGCUCUUCUUCGGAAGUACAAUAUUACCCACAAAGUGUCUACACCAUAUCAUCCUCAAACAAGUGGGCAAGCGGAAGUGUCCAAUCGUGAAAUCAAGCAAAUCUUGGAGAAGACCGUGGCACCAAAUAGGAAGGAUUGGAGCUUGAGAUUAGAUGACGCCUUAUGGGCUUAUAGGACUGCCUUCAAAACUCCCAUUGGCAUGUCACCCUUCCGAAUUGUCUAUGGCAAGCCAUGCCACUUACCCGUGGAGUUGGAACAUCGAGCAUGGUGGGCAAUAAAGAAAUUUAACAUGGACUUGGACGUUGCCGGCUUGCAUAGAAAACUUCAAUUGAAUGAGCUUGAGGAAAUCCGCAAUGAAGCUUAUGAGAGUGCUAAGAUAUACAAGGAGAAGACCAAGGCAUUUCAUGACAAGAUGAUAAUGAGGAAGACUUUUGUUGUUGGACAAAAAGUCCUUCUUUUCCAUUCCCGCCUUAAAUUAUUUCCUGGUAAGCUUCGUUCACGUUGGAUUGGUCCAUUUUUUGUUACUAAUGUAUUCCAUCAUGGUGCAGUGGAAAUUCAAAGUGAAAAGACCGGAAUGAAAUUCAAAGUCAAUGGCCAUCGACUCAAACUUUACUAUGAGUCCUUUGUGGAGCAAGAAAUGGAGGAUGUACCCCUCCAUGAACCCCCUCCCAUUAAGUAA